Lodderomyces elongisporus is the source of this 1215-nucleotide messenger RNA. RefSeq lists its product as uncharacterized. The record is from RefSeq and is a predicted model, not a curated record. Bases 1 to 1215 code for a protein of 404 amino acids. Gene Ontology annotation, biological process: positive regulation of Ras protein signal transduction; protein phosphorylation. Gene Ontology annotation, molecular function: protein serine/threonine kinase activity. The transcript has a single exon. Lineage: Eukaryota; Fungi; Ascomycota; Pichiomycetes; Serinales; Debaryomycetaceae.
AUGCCAUUACAAUAUAGUGCUGCGAGGACUUCGAUAGCACUGAAAAGAAGUCCUACUAAAUCCCCAAUAAAAAAGUUUCAACGGGAGGCAAAAAAACUUUUGCCAUCACAGCGACUUUAUCAACAAAACCGUCUUGCAAAGAGUUCGGUACCGUCGUUGUCACCAUCGCCAUCUUCAUUGGAAUCUCAUGCGUCACAGUCAUCUCAGUCACCUCAGUCACCUCAGUCACCUUCAAGGAGUCGAAAACCGAUAGAGAAAUUAGUAGUAUCUGAUUAUAACGUGGAGCUAGAUUAUCAACUAUCAAAAGAUGACGACAUUAAAAUAGCUAUAGAUAUAAUAAACCUGAAUCGAUGGUCCGAAUCUACAGAGUUGCACGAUAAGCAAAAGUUGAGACAUUUAGAAGGCAAUACUACCGAAGAGGUGAUUUUUCAAAUCAAGGGGUUGUCGCUCACUUCAAAAGCUGAACUUGUCAAAUUUAGACUGUCGUUUCCCAGUGGAAUAGUCACAAUAAAUCAGCUCUAUUCCAUAUUUUCUGCACAAGGAAACACUUUUGUUGACAAGCAAGUAGAGUUGAAUGUUCGUCAAGGAUUACUUCGGAAAUUUGUUUUAAAUAAUGCAUCACCAGUGAUUCUGAGAUCGAUCAAUAGACUUCAGAUGAGAAAAGUCACAUACGGGUACGAGAAUGUUGAGCUUCUUGUCAAGACGGAGGAUUAUUACAAAAACUUGAUCAAUAUUGUGGAAAGCACCGAUAAAGAGAAUGAAAAAUUGCGUUUAACAAUGUCAAAGUUUCUCAAUCUCGCAAAGUCUUCUCCACUGCAAAUGUUCAUUAGCACGUCGCUGUUUGAUGAUUACGAGGUAUCGAUGUUGAUUCAAAUGGGGUACUUAACUUUAACUACAAACUUCUCUAGUAGUGAGGAAGCUCAAUUGGAAAUCUCAUAUCCUGGAUGUGGAAGGUUUCUACGGUUAAUAAAUGAGGGUAGGAUGUGGCUUGUGGGGACUUUGAACCGAAAUACGCAUAAGGAAAUGCUCGAAGAUGAGUUAUUCCGUAAAUGGAUGGGGGUAUCUCUUGAAGGAGACUUGAAAUUGAAUAACUUUAAAAAGCCUUUUUAUGGCUAUGACUUGCAUUGGGUGCUAGCGGACGCAUUUGGAGGAGGUAUUGUGGAAGUUUUCAAUACUCCAGUUGGCCGCGGUUGGAGACUUACAGGAAAAAUCUAA